Myripristis murdjan (pinecone soldierfish) is the source of this 4584-nucleotide messenger RNA. RefSeq names its product SH2B adaptor protein 2 (gene sh2b2). The record is from RefSeq and is a predicted model, not a curated record. Gene Ontology annotation, molecular function: transmembrane receptor protein tyrosine kinase adaptor activity. Gene Ontology annotation, cellular component: plasma membrane. Gene Ontology annotation, biological process: intracellular signal transduction; antigen receptor-mediated signaling pathway. The coding region runs from base 161 to 2263 and encodes 700 amino acids. Lineage: Eukaryota; Metazoa; Chordata; Actinopteri; Holocentriformes; Holocentridae. The transcript is spliced from 9 exons.
CUGCCAGCGACAACAAACGGGACGAGAGAGCAGCCGAUUCACGGGGAAUAAUGUCUGAAUGACAAAAUCAGCAGCGAAGCCAGGAUUGCCUCCGCGACAUCAGCGUCAUGCAACCAGUCCUGUAUUGAGCCUCUCCCAGGUGGGUUAGCAUGGCCCAGUGAUGAACGGAGCGGUGGUGCCCGGUAGUCCGGAGCUCUCCUCCUCGUGCCCACUGCCUGACUGGCGAGAGUUCUGUGAGCUCCACGCUCGCGCCUCCGCUGCCGACUUCGCCCACAAGUUCCAACGCUUCCUGUCCGAGAACCCGUGCUACGACUCGCCCGGCGCUGAUGCCAGCUUCUCUCAGCACUUCACCCAGCACUUCCUGGAGUGUUUCUCAGCAGCGCUGACCCAGGCCCGGGAGAACCCAGCAUCCUCGCCGGGGGAGGACGGCUCCAACGCACCACCCAAGUACAGCAUCGUUCCUUUCCUGGGCAUCCAGGGCUGCCCGCUGUCCUACGGUCACGACCUCUAUCAGAGACGCAAGGACGCCGGGGCCUCAAGCGAAUCCCUGGACAGUAUGGACAGCGGAGGAGGAGGGAUAGAGGGAGGAGGCAGCGGCACCACCUCCUCUCGAGGCCCCCAGCCAGCCCACAAGGUGUCUGCUCUGGGCCAGUCCCGCAGCUCGGAGGAUGUGUCGGUAAGUCACCCCAAGGCUCGCUUCAAGAAGGGCUUCUCCCUGAGGAACAUGAGCCUGUGCGUGGUGGACGGGGUGAAGGAGAUCUGGCACCGGCGGGCCUCCCCCGAGCCCGACGCUCCCACCGGAGCCAGGAAGACGAACGGGGCAGGAGGAGGAGGAGGAGGAGGAGGGGAGGCAGGCGGAGAGAAGUGGUCCCAGAAGCUGCGCCUCCCCAGGGGCUCACAGGGCCACAAAGCGGAGCUGCUGGAAAUCCAGAGGGAAGGGGCGCUGAGGUACAUGGUGGCUGAUGACACAAACUGUAUGGGUGCCGCGCAGUGGCAGAAGUGCCGUCUGCUGCUCAGGAAGACAAAGAGGGAGGAGGGAGGGGAGAGGUUCCUGCUGGAGUUCUACGUACCACCCAAGUCAUCAAAGCCCAAGGUGAGCAUCCCCUUGUCGGCCAUCGUGGAGGUGAGGACCACCAUGCCGCUGGAGAUGCCCGACAAAGACAACACCUUUGUUCUCAAGGUGGAGAACGGGGGCGAGUACAUCCUUGAAACCAUCGACUCGCUGCAGAAAAACUCCUGGGUCGCUGACAUCCAGGACUGCAUAGACCCUGGUGACAGCGGCGAUGACAUCGAGCUGGCGUCAUGUCCUCAUGGUCAGUCCUCCAAAGAUUGCUCCAUGGUGGCCUCAUGCAGCUGUGAGCUGCUGUCUGAGGGUGUGUACCGUGCCCCAGAGAGGUCCUGCCCGACAGCAGCAGAGCACUACAGCGCCCCCUCAGUCCGAUGCAGGGAACCCCCCUUCACCCAGCACCCAUCGCACAUGCCUUUAGAGCGCUUCCUCCAGUCCCCAGAGGCCCAGGGCUCCAACCCGGCUCCAGGCGGUGAAGGAGUGAAGGAUUCGGACGGCGAUGCCAGCCUGGCAGGAUACCCGUGGUUUCACGGCACUCUGUCCCGUGUGCGCGCGGCUCAGCUGGUGCUCGCAGGCGGCGCCAGAAGCCACGGGCUGUUUGUGAUUCGCCAAAGCGAGACGAGGCCGGGCGAGUACGUCCUCACCUUCAACUUCCAGGGCAAGGCCAAGCAUUUGCGUCUGUCGGUGAAUGAGAACGGCCAGUGCCACGUGCACCACUUGUGGUUCCACACCGUGUCGGACAUGCUGAGACAUUUCCACGCCCACCCCAUCCCCCUCGAGUCAGGAGGCUCCGCUGACAUCACAUUGCGCUCCUACGUGCAAGUGCAGCGAUGUGCCACCACAGCGCUCCCUCGAUCCAUUACAGAUGUGACCGUGCCUCCAGUCCUCACCCCACCCAGGGACGCAGGCUGCCGGACGGACUCAGCCCAGCCAGCUCUCCACCUCCCUGGGAUCUCGCCGCCUGCAGGGCCCCCUCCUGAUGCCCCUCUCUCCUCCAGCACCUCCUCCUCACCCACUGCCCUUCCUUCCCUCUCCCGCAGUGACCCAGGCACCGGAGGAGCGGGAGGAGGGCUCCAGAGCCGCAGCAACAGCUCUGAGCGCCUGCUAGAGGCCUCUAGUGGUGCAUCUGAGGACUACCACGACACAGACGGGACUCGCAGGGCCCGGGCUGUGGAGAAUCAGUACUCUUUCUACUGAAAGGCCCAAUUAAAGGGCCUGGCCAGGGACCCAGUCAGGGGUUCUGAUUGGUUGAGAGGCAGAAAGUUAGGGAUUUGUGCUUAGACGUGACAUGGGAGGCUCCGCUGCUGAUGCAAAUGAUCCACAUUACUGGGUCACCCGUUGUUUUGAUUGUUUGUUCGUUUUUCUUCUGAGGCAGUUGCUUGUUUUCUCCGCUGUGAGAAGAAGCAGGCGAGCUCACACUAAAUCGAUCUCAGCUCCUCGGCGGUGUGUCCACUCUGGUAAUCCCAAAGCCUCUGUGGCCACGGUCAACCUCAGCUUCCGAGGAUGGGAGGAAAUGGGCGACAUAAUCCGCCUCGUGAGCGAACGGAGGGCUGCGGGGGCAAGGGAGAGGGCGAGAUGAGGUGGGAGACGAGGGAUAGAUGAAGUUGCAAUGCGGUGGGAGACAGAUGUAGGCGGAGAGUGUGAGAGGAAGUCAUCCAGUUGAGUCAUAUGGCUUUGAUUCACCUCAUCAGACCACUUCCUGUUCACCCCUACCCACAAUUCCCUGGGAGCAGAGCCUGGGUCACCGCCCCGCUGAAGGAUCAAGAGUUGAAAUGACCCUGAAGAAACAGUCCCUCCCCUCAGAGCUCUUCUGAAACCCCGAGAGCAUCCCCUUAAUGUUUGUUAAGCUGCUUUGAGUCUGGCCCGGAUAUCCUCACUGUCCCUGCGGGGUUUUCCUACAAAGUCCUGCUCAACACUAACAUCAGCGAAGCAAUCAUGGGUGUGUUAGUGUUAGCUUGGAGAUAUUUUUCUUAAAGUGUACAGCCUAAAGGUCUCAGUGCCUGACAAUUACCUUGGACUUGAACGGACUGUUUGUCCACAGCGGCAGGAAAACUACUGUCCACGACGACGAUGAUGAUGAUGAUGAUGAUGGGGAGGAGGGCGAGCAAGACGCCGACAUCUGGCAUAAUCAUAACAGUCCAAAAAAAAAAAAUAAUCAAAAGCAGGUGAUUAAUUUAUUGUCAGUUUCUGCUUGAUACAUACUGAACAUGCAUAUGUCUGCAUAUUCAAAAUGUUUUGUUCACAGUUUUUGUUCGUGGGAACAAAUUAAACAGAAGGCGGUCAUGUCGUGUGGGGAAAAAAAAAAAACUGAUAAGGAAGAUACACAAGUUGAAGCUCUGUCAGUGUGGCAGGUCGGUUCCCAUUCCUCUGUCAUACUGGAUUAUCUCUAUGGGUGUGUGGUGGUGUGUAAGAACCCAGAUAUUUUUCAAUGAUCGGUGUGCUACAGUAGUGUUUCCACAACCUGGUUAUCGAGGUCCCUCCGUCUGGUGCUGGUUCUGUAUUAAAGUUCAUCAUAUCAAUAACCUGUAGAAUAGAUAACCUGCUCAUAUAGAAGUCCACUUUGAAGCAAUGCCUUGAUGAUAUUAAUAUACCAAAUCCAGCAUUUAUCGGAGGGACUUGGGACUGAAAUGGAGACUUGUUUGGUGUGUUUUUUUUUUUUGUUUUUUUUUAGAAGGGUGGCAGUAUUUGGGUGGCGUGCUGUUUGUGUGGCCUGCAGGUGAACCCGUGGCUGCUGACUGAAACGGUACGGGCAGAAACAUCAGUGGUACUAGAUGGCCGUGCUUGAAAGGAACGAUGGCGGCGCUGAUUUCCUUUGCCGAGUAUUGAGUUGUUUAUUUACUAUCCUAGAAAAGUGAAAGACCCAUUGCCACACUGCUAUAAAAUACUUAUUUUAUUGUAUGAAUAGAGGCUUUGAUCUAGGACCUUCAUCUGUGGAAAAAUAAAAUGUCUUUUCUUAAAAUGUCUCGUACACAAAUGUUACACUUAAGUUAAAACAGACCAUAAUGAAUACUCCCACUGAGAUUACACAGAAGGCAAGCAGGUCUAUAAUUUUCAAGCAAAUAUGGAAACAGUUCAAUUGGAAUAAACAUAUCAAGAAGCUGUCUGUCUUUCCAAGCACGGCCAUUUAAACUCCAAGGUAAAAACUGAAUUUUCGGUCCAGCAGGAUUAACGGAGCAGUGGAGAAGCAGUUCAUGUGCCAAUUUGAAUCCUAUUUUUGAAUCGUAUUUAUUCCUCAGCCGUUGUGAAUCACAUUUUCCUAUCAAGUCCUAUUUAUGUACAACUGAUUGAUUUUUAUUUUUUUUUCUUGAUGAAACAUCCUCAGUGGAACCUGUCUGUCACAAGAGCCCACCUCACAUAUCACAGAUUACCCAUGUUUCCUUUUAUUUUCUUACCAGUUCUUUUAAAAGCUGAGUUUCUGUUGUCUGGCUGAGUUUUGAAGAGUCUGUGCAAUUUUGUACAAAGUGAUGUACUUGACAUACUACUUUAUAUUUCUGUGAAUAAAAUGUGAACAAAUGAUU